Molecule: messenger RNA, 1581 nt
Organism: Caenorhabditis bovis
Lineage: Eukaryota; Metazoa; Nematoda; Chromadorea; Rhabditida; Rhabditidae
Source: the annotation of a GenBank genome assembly
AUGGAAAAUAACCGGCUAGGUCCAACAGGACAAGCAAAUCCCCUAGUACCAUUAGGACCACUUGGACCGGCAGAUCAACCAAGACUACCAGGACUACAGGGACCAGCAGAUCCCAUAAGGCUUCCAGGACCACCGGAACCAGCAGAUCGCCCAGGACCAGCUGAUCCUGCGGGACCACCAGUACAAUUGAGACUACCAAUGCCACCAUUUCCUAUUCAUAUCAACGAUGUAUAUGGAAUAGCUAUUCUAAAUCGGGGAUCACUGGAUCCGAAUCCUCACAUCCAUCUCGAGCUUGGCUGCUAUCCAUUGAGUGAAGACCGUCUUCGAAAUUUGUAUAGUUUAGUCUUUGACGAUGAAGACGAGAAACAAGUGUAUGAUAAAAAAAGAUCGUAUGUACAUAUUAGUGGUAAAUAUGUUUUAGAGCAAUCAGAAGUUCAGCUUCUGUCAGAUUUCGAGCUUAGAACCAUUAAGCAACUUCUAGCUCUUCGAGAUGUCGAAUGCGGCGUGAUAUUGUAUGAUCAGCAAACCGUAUGCCCGUCACUUCCAAUCAUUUUUCAUCUUAAAUCCGCUCAAUUUGUCCGUAAUUACGAAUAUGCCAUGAAGUGUCGUGGUUUGAAACAAGUGCUUGUAUUAUGCGCUGAGGAUAUGAUGAAAUUUUGGUGUGAAUCCUUUUAUGAAUAUUUUCCAGAAGCUCGGGUGCGAGUUUUUCAUCCGACAGUGAAUCCUCUUUUGGAAGCCCAAGACUUUCUCAAAAAGAUAUCAGCGUCAAAUUUUGUUGAAAUUUUAAUAACCACGCAUGACAAGUACAAUUACAACUACGUUGAAUUGAAUUCCGUUCUUUGGUCGUGUCUGAUUGUGGACAAAGCAGAAAUGCUAAGAGAAACACCGCAGGGCUUCAAGUAUAUCAAGGAAAUCCCAACCCCGUUUCGAAUAUUGACCACGUACACCAGCUUCGAAGGCGAUCUCAUAUCAUUGCACGAGUACAUUGAAGUAUGCGCUCCGGGAUGGUUUACAUCCAAUUAUGAUCCGAUGAAAAUUGAAGAGACAAUUGCUACAGAAAUAUCGGAAGAAAAUGAAAACGGCUUUACGAAAACAUUGAUUCGACAGCUGGUUACCGAAAUGGAAAAAAUAAUAAUAAUUCGUAGAGAAGAUGGUUAUCAAGGAAGUGAUGUGAUGAAAUAUGUGGAAUUUUUCUUCGAUAAGAAAACACAAGACUUUUUUAAAUUCUUGAAAGAUCCAGGUUUAAAUCUCGGAGUAUGUCACUGGAGAGACGAUACAAUCGCGUUUCGCCGACCAUGGUAUACAGCUCUUCCCGGCUACAACUCACAGGAAAGAUAUUUGUGUCGCAAAUUCGUUUUUGAUAUGAAAGUUGAAAUGGCAAAGGCGAUUUAUGCGCAAGCAUCCCCAGAAAUGUAUGAAAAUCGUGACGCUAUGAUGAGUAUUUUUGACCUGCAUCUAAGGAAAGGUAUCAAACUGUAUCAUUUCAAUACCGUUUGGGAGUAUUUGAAAGACAACAAUCAGGGAGAUCAUUAUAUUAUUCGCCCGGAAAUUCUUCCUCUUAUCCUCAAUAUUGAUAAAUAA